Messenger RNA from Caenorhabditis remanei, 453 nucleotides. RefSeq lists its product as uncharacterized. Lineage: Eukaryota; Metazoa; Nematoda; Chromadorea; Rhabditida; Rhabditidae. The coding region runs from base 1 to 453 and encodes 150 amino acids. The record is from RefSeq and is a predicted model, not a curated record. The transcript has a single exon.
AUGUCGUUCAGUGUGGAGAGAACUAAAAAGGGAAGCUCGAGUGUUACUUCUUCCGAGAAGUCAUGGGCUGUCCAAAUGAACGAGGUGAGACUGAAGGAGAGACGCAAGUUGGUGAAGGGAUUCACUGACUUUUUGGAGUCUUCGGGUCGUAUGGAGAGUGAUAUGUAUGAGGCACUCAAGGCGGCGUGCAAAGGCAAUGAGAGACAGUCAGAAGUGCUUGUAGAGCCGGUGAAAAAGUACUGUCAGGAGUUGCGAGAACGAUUUGAAGAGCUGGGCGGAGAGAGAUGGCCGCUAGAGAUUAUUGGAGUAAUGAGGGAAAAUGGAGUGGAAACGGUAGAAGAGUUGCGUGAACUCUGUGAGAAAGGUGUAGAAAUGGUGCCAGGUGGCAUCGUGGAGAAUGCCAACAAGGCCCAGGAUGAGUUGGCAUUGUUACAAGAUGCUUGGAAUGAGUAG